AUCCCGCUGGGGCAAGAGCUCGAGAUGACAGACCAUAGACCCACUUCUGCCAUCCUCCUGCCGCAGUUCAUCCACCCGACCCGCACCACUCGACUCGCCAUGCGCUAUGCCGCGGUUCUGGCGCUUCUGCUGUGCUCGGGACAAGUCUUUGCCCUCCCUGUGAACAGCCCCAUGACAAAAGGGGACACUAAGGUGAUGAAGUGUGUCGUGGAGGUCAUCUCUGAUUCGCUGUCCAAACCCAGCCCCAUGCCUGUCAGCUCUGAGUGUCUGGAGAUCCUCCAAGGAGAUGAGAGGGUCCUCUCCAUCCUGCGACACCAGAAUUUGCUGAAGGAACUCCAAGACCUGGCUCUCCAAGGUGCCAAGGAGCGGGCCCAGCAGCAGCCAAAGCAGCAAGAGGAGCCGAAGCAGCAAGAGGAUCCACAGCAACAACAGCAGCAACACAGCAGCUUCGAGGACGAGCUCUCAGAAAUGUUCGAGAACCAGAGCCCUGAGGCCAAGCAUGGAGACGCUACAGCAGAAACUCCGACUACGGAAGCCGUGGAGAAGAGAGAGGACUCUUAUGAGGGGCAACAGGAUGGCUCUGAGGGAACCACGGAGGGACCCAGGCCUCAAGCUGUCCUAGAGCCCAGGCAGAAGUCCUCUAUGGUGGAGAACAGUCAGGCUUCUGAGGAGGACACAGCCACCAACACCCAGCCACCGGCCAACCUCCCCAAACAGGAGCACAGGGACCCGCAGGCUACGGGGGACAGCGAGACAGGCCUGAGUGUCCGGCAACAAGCCAUAAACGCCAAGCAGGAGGAGGAAGAGCAAAAGGAGGUUAGAGAGAAGUCUGGGCCUGAAGAAGCCCCCACCACAACAUCCAGCUCCCACUCCCAAACCAAAUACCAGGAGAUCCAGAAAGAUGAGGGUCAGUCGGAGUCUCAGGCAGUGGAUGGAGCUGGAAAGACUGGAGCUUCUGAAGCUCUGUCACCCCAGGGGGAGCUGGAGCUCUCUCGGCAAGAGGACAACGGGGAAGACGUGAUGGCAGGGCUGCCCCAAGGUCUCUUUCCAGGCAGGAAGAGCCAGGAACUGGAGCAUAAGCAGGAGGAGGAGGAAGAGGAGCAUCUACCCAGAGAAUGGGAGGACAAGCGGUGGAGCAGGAUGGACCAGCUGGCCAAGGAACUGACGGCAGAGAAGCGGCUGCAGGGGGAGGAUGAUCCUGAUCGCUCCAUGAAGCUCUCCUUCCGGGCCCGGGCCUAUGGCUUCAGGGACCCCAGGCCUCAGCUGCGCCGGGGCUGGAGGCCAUCUUCCAGAGAAGACAGUGUGGAGGCCCGAGGCGACUUUGAGGAAAAGAAGGAAGAGGAAGGCAGCGCCAACCGCAGAGCAGAGGACCAGGAACUAGAGAGCCUGUCAGCCAUCGAGGCAGAGCUGGAGAAGGUGGCUCACCAGCUGCAAGCACUGCGGCGGGGCUGAGGCACCGGCUGGUGGGGGCAGCCAUGGCUUCAAG
Alexandromys fortis (reed vole) is the source of this 1486-nucleotide messenger RNA. It is a transcript of the gene Chga, whose product is annotated as chromogranin A. NCBI's taxonomy places the organism in Eukaryota, Metazoa, Chordata, Mammalia, Rodentia, Cricetidae. Gene Ontology annotation, cellular component: chromaffin granule. The record is from RefSeq and is a predicted model, not a curated record. Gene Ontology annotation, biological process: defense response to bacterium; negative regulation of catecholamine secretion; negative regulation of insulin secretion. Bases 25 to 1452 code for a protein of 475 amino acids. The transcript is spliced from 8 exons.